Molecule: messenger RNA, 2796 nt
Organism: Owenia fusiformis
Lineage: Eukaryota; Metazoa; Annelida; Polychaeta; Sabellida; Oweniidae
Source: the annotation of a GenBank genome assembly
AUCAAUGUCCUAAAGAGUGAAGACUUGUACAAAUAUUAAAUGUGUAAUAAAAAUAAGUUUUAUAAUCGUGAUAUAACCUUAACCACUGAGAAACCACUAGACACCAUUUGGAUUUAAACUUUAGAGAAUUUUCAUUCAGCCUUCAUCGUUAUAAAAGCCUCAUUAGUCGGCCAAAAAUCUAAAACAUUUGUUUUUUGCUCUUGGAUGGUUAGACUACUAAAUACCAGCAUGGUCUGGGUGCCAAGUAUGUUGCUUCUAGUGGCCACAUUGAAUGUGGGAGGGGGAUACACACAGGAACUUACCCAAAAGGAGCUACAGUUCGUUGAUGACCUUAUAAGGGAAUUAAUGAAGUGCAAUGACAUUGUAGGAAUGCCCCUAACGCUGGUAAGAGGAGGGAAGACUGUCUUGGCGAAGGGCUAUGGAUUGGCUGAGGAUUAUUCCGAUGAUAAGCGAGAUGUCCCCGUCACAAACAAAACCAUAUUUCCAAUGGCUUCUGUUUCUAAACACUUCACUGGAACAAUCAUAUCGCAUCUGAUUCAAAAUACAAACAUAACAUGGGACUCGCCUGUAAGUGACAUAAUGCGGAGCCUUGGGGAAGAAUUCCACUUUUAUGACCCCUGGCUAACCAAAGAGGUGUCAUUGAGAGAUGUUAUCGCUCACAAAACAGGUAUUCCUGGACACCCAACACUUAUGGCUGCUGACGUCUUCAGUAGAGAAGAAAUCAUACCGCGGUUGAGAUUCCUCAGGCCUACAAAACCACUGCGUCUUCAAUGGAACUAUAAUAAUCCACUUUACGCUUUGCUGGGUAUCAUACCUCAGAAGAUGACUGGCAAAACAUGGGAGGAACUUGUCAAGCAAGAACUGUACGAUAAAUUAGAUAUGAAUGACAGUUCAUUUCUUGACUGGGGCCCCAGAACGAAUUGGACGGACUGGGCCCGUUGGCAUAUCACCGUUAGUGGUCAAUCAUUGUCUGGCCCCCUUGAUUUGACUUCAUUCAGUGGUAUGGGCAGAGCUCUUGGUCCUGGUGCUGGAGUUGCAUUGACGGCAGAGGAUGCCGGGAAAUGGUUGUCUUUCCAGUUGACCCACGGGAAGGACGCCAAUGGUCGUCAAGUCGUCAGUGAAGAUGUCAUUAACAAAAUGAGGGAGGCCUCGAUUGUAUUUACUCGUCAUCCUAAUCCGAGAAACACGUUACCAGUUGCCCCCUAUAGCCACGGCACUGAUCGAUAUGGACAGGGUAUAUUCAUUGGAUGGCACAGAGGAUUGCCUCUAUACCAGCACUCUGGUGGGAUGGGUGGCUAUUCAUCGCAUAUGGCAAUGUUACCCACAGCCAACAUUGGGGUAUCCAUGGCGAGGAACUCAUUGGGUGAUCCAUUCGGUUUCCUGCGUGCCUCUCAAGCCCUGUUCGAUAUGUUAUUAGGUGAGACGCCACUAUACAACUCUAGUACUAUAUGUAACCCCAACAACCUUGGACAUGAAAGACCUGGAGACGUAAAAGAUGAGGACCUGGGAUUCACCAGACUCAUUCCAUCCCUGCUCAGAGAGGCUGUACCAGAUAUCAAGAAAGAACUUCAUAAAAGCCCAAAUACAAUGACUCCAAAAGCGUUUGCAUUGAAAACACUGCUUGAGAAAAUCGGGAAACAAUCAGGACUGCAAUUUGAGUACCCAAGAGUACCCAAGCAAAGACACAGAACCAGGCGUGACAUUUCAGCCUAUCUCGGAAUAUAUGGAAAUUUCGCAUAUGGAAACGUCACUAUUCUGUUUGACCCAGAAGUGCCAGACAACUCAAGUUUAAUAUUACGAUAUGGUAUCUUGAACUUCGAGCUAUUCCCAGGGAAUAAAACAGACCACUUUGAACUCGAUGUAUUAUGGUUUAUACCACAGACUGUCCGGUUUUGGAGUUCUAAGGGAAACAGUGUAAUUGAUCGUAUGGAAGCACAAUUAGAUCCAACAGAUGAUCGGUAUAUUUACGAAAAGGGAUUGAAGCUUUCUGAUGUCCCGCCACCUAACACAGGUGAAUGGCCCACUGCUCCACCAUCUGUUUCUACAACGCCAUCUCCAACGAGUGGAGUGAACAAACUGAAGAUCCAUCACACGUGGAUAUUGUUUCUGGUCUGUAUGACUAGAGGACUAAUCAUCAAUAUGCAUUAUGAAAGGACGUGAAAGUGUAAUAGUAGGACCAUUCGGGAUUACUGGCAUUCUAAAUUGAUUGUACAGGGACUUGAUAGAAUUUUUUCUUAAACUUUCCUUCUCAAUCCGCCGAAUAAAGGCAAUGAAAACGAAAAUUAGUCCCCCGUUUCGCGUUCACGUUCUUCAAAAUUCAUAUAUCGGUGUUUAUAUACAACCAACUUAUCACUGUCGUCGUCACUAUAGCCCUUUUUAACAUUUCCACUAAAGGAGAAAAUAAUAAAAUCUCAAAUAAUUUUAUAAAAAUGCUUCAAUUUAUUUUGCAGCUGUGUAUAAGAUAUACCCACAUUAAACUAAUUGAGCAUACCUAUCCUUUAAAAACUAAAGUAUUUUGAAAAAUAUUUCUUGAUCAUUUUAACUAUCACAGACACCUGCACCAAAAACUGCAUUUAAAAGAGGGGCAAAAUAUCAAACAUGACCCUGUAUUGUGGUAUGUAUAAACCAUGAAUACUGACUGUUAGGUGAAAUAAUGGCCGAGGGCCGUAAGCCCGAUGCCAGUAUUUCUCCUAACAGACAGUACUAUUCAACUCUUCCGUUUGGUUUCAUUUAUUGCCUAUUCAACUAUUGAUAGUCUUUUGUGCCACAAUGGUUUUUGAUAGCUUGCCAAGUGUC